Messenger RNA from Eimeria necatrix, 210 nucleotides. RefSeq lists its product as hypothetical. The transcript is spliced from 2 exons. The coding region runs from base 1 to 210 and encodes 69 amino acids. The record is from RefSeq and is a predicted model, not a curated record. NCBI's taxonomy places the organism in Eukaryota, Apicomplexa, Conoidasida, Eucoccidiorida, Eimeriidae.
AUGGGUGCUGGUCUUAGCAAGAAGAAUUUCCACGAUGGAAGCCUUCAGCGAGCUCACGGCAAACCCUGUAACUCUUUUUCAGAAGCUCAUAUUGAACUGAUUGUAGCCCUUUAUAUUGCAGCCAAACGGCCCCGACAUUUGCAGUCGCACCACGCACCAGAACAACAAGCCCUCAUCUUCACGGAAGUUGCAGUCUGCCUUGGACAUUGA